This is a messenger RNA of Loa loa (African eye worm), 351 nucleotides long. RefSeq lists its product as hypothetical. The transcript is spliced from 2 exons. The record is from RefSeq and is a predicted model, not a curated record. NCBI's taxonomy places the organism in Eukaryota, Metazoa, Nematoda, Chromadorea, Rhabditida, Onchocercidae. The coding region runs from base 1 to 351 and encodes 116 amino acids.
AUGAUAAAGCAUCCCGGCAUUGUGAUCGUUGAAAAUGACUUUCCACAGCUGAAACAGUUGUGUCAUCUGAUGGCUACUCGAAUGUCCUGCAAAAUCAGUUGCUAUCACAACAGAUGUACGAAAUUCCCUAAAUUUUUCAUUCAUUCCUACUCAUUGGAUGAAUUCAUUUACAUUGAUAGAAACGAAAUUCAAGCAUAUCGUGUUGCGACUAUUGUACUAUCCUGCAUGAAAGCGCACCGUGUGCGGACAGAAGUUAAGGCAGGUUUCACUGAUUCCAAUGGAGCUUUCGUCUCCUCAAUUUCGGUUAUUGCAUCUUCGGUAACGACCGUUUAUACUGUUAGUUGUCUCUGA